Messenger RNA from Cyclopterus lumpus (lumpfish), 1583 nucleotides. Its product is annotated as cytochrome P450 2F5-like. The coding region runs from base 1 to 1527 and encodes 508 amino acids. The record is from RefSeq and is a predicted model, not a curated record. Gene Ontology annotation, biological process: xenobiotic metabolic process. The transcript is spliced from 10 exons. Gene Ontology annotation, molecular function: oxidoreductase activity, acting on paired donors, with incorporation or reduction of molecular oxygen, reduced flavin or flavoprotein as one donor, and incorporation of one atom of oxygen; heme binding; iron ion binding. Gene Ontology annotation, cellular component: intracellular membrane-bounded organelle; cytoplasm. NCBI's taxonomy places the organism in Eukaryota, Metazoa, Chordata, Actinopteri, Perciformes, Cyclopteridae.
AUGGACUUUUCUGCGACAGUGAUCCUGGCGGGGCUGAUCUUAGCUCUGAUGUGGUUGUUUAGCAUCAAAAACAGCAGGAAGUAUCGGUUGCCCCCAGGACCCUUUGCACUUCCUCUCAUAGGAAAUCUGCCGCAACUGGACAAAAAUGCUCCUUUUAAAAGCAUUCUCAAGUUAAGUGAAACGCAUGGUCCUGUGCUGACGGUCCACCUGGGUUGGCAGCGGUUGGUUUUUCUGGUGGGAUACGACGCAGUGAAGGAGGCUCUGGUGGACCAGGCAGACGACUUCACAGGCAGAGGGCCACUGCCAUUUCUGAUCAAAGUUUCCAAGGGCUACGGUUUGGGGAUCAGCAACGGAAAGCGCUGGCGCCAACUGCGACGUUUCACAAUGUCGACGCUGAGAGAUUUUGGGAUGGGACGCAAGAGGAUGGAGGAGUGGAUCCAGGAGGAGAGCACACACCUGAGGGCCCACAUAGAGUCAUUCAAAGCCACGCCUUUUGACCCCACCUUCUUGCUGAGCCGCACUGUGUCCAACGUGAUCUGCUGCCUGGUGUUUGGCGAACGCUUCAGUUACGAAGACAAGAAGUUCCUGCACCUCCUCAACAUCAUAUCUGAUAUGUUAAAGUUCCUAAACAGCCCUGUCGGUCAAUUGUACAACAUCUUUCCCUGGCUCAUGGAGCAUCUGCCCGGCCCCCAGCACACUUGUUUUGCCCAAGUUCAGAAGUUGAGAGACUUCGUCGACAUGAAGAUCCAAGAGCACAAAGAGACACUGGACCCCGGCUCCCCGAGGGACUUUAUUGACUGCUUUCUCAUCCGAAUCAAUCAGGAGAAGGACAAUCCCACGACUGAGUUCAACAAUGACAACUUGGUCUCCACAGUGUUGAACCUCUUUAUGGCAGGAACGGAAACCACCAGCUCCACCAUCAGAUAUGCCCUCAGUGUGCUGAUCAAAUACCCAAACAUACAGGAGAAAAUGCAGAAUGAGAUUGAGAGUGCGAUUGGACAAGGCUGUAGUCCCAGCAUGGAGAACAGGAAGUCCCUCCUCUUUACAGAUGCAGUUAUUCAUGAGGUGCAACGCUUUCUGGACAUUGUCCCUUUCAGCCUCCCUCGCUACGCACUCCAGGACAUCUCUUUUAGGGGUUACACAAUUCCCAAGGACACUAUGAUUAUUCCCUUGUUGCACUCUGUGCUGAAAGAGGAAAAGCAAUGGGCGACUCCCUGGUCCUUCAACCCCCAGCACUUCCUGGACCAGAAUGAAAAAUUCAAGAAAAAUCCUGCUUUCCUGCCUUUUUCUGCAGGGAAGAGAGCCUGUGUUGGCGAGUCUCUGGCUCGUAUGGAGCUUUUCAUCUUACUGGUGUCACUGCUGCAGAAUUUCACCUUUUCCUGCGCCGGAGGCCCAGACAGUAUAAACCUUGUUUCAGAGUACAGCAGCUUCGCCAAUCUGCCUCGCACGUACCACAUCAUCGCCACGCCACGACUGAGGAACAAACACGUGGUGGGCCUCUCAUGCUCACCUUCAGCAUCGUUUUGAACGGAGCGCUUUUGUCCAGCUGCAGCAGGUUUCCUACGAUCGGCAGACCGGACGGU